This is a messenger RNA of Symsagittifera roscoffensis, 1293 nucleotides long. RefSeq lists its product as uncharacterized. The transcript has 5 exons. The record is from RefSeq and is a predicted model, not a curated record. NCBI's taxonomy places the organism in Eukaryota, Metazoa, Xenacoelomorpha, Acoela, Convolutidae. Gene Ontology annotation, cellular component: cytoplasm. Bases 36 to 998 code for a protein of 320 amino acids. Gene Ontology annotation, molecular function: glycosyltransferase activity.
UUGAUCACUUGAAGGUAACGAGACAAGUGCGAGGAAUGCGGGGUAAAAAAGGAGUUGCUAUUUGUACCCACGCACCUUUAGCCAUUCCAAACUCAAAUUUUCUAACCUGGCAUCGAUUUGUGGAAUGGAUGGAGUAUCAGAUUAUGAUUGGAAUAGAUGUGAUUAUUAUGCCUUAUCCCAUGAAAAUAAGCAAAUUUCCACUCCCUGAUGAAAUAGACAGAGCACUGCACUAUUACGUCAAAAAAGGUCACCUUCGCAUGAUGGAUCUGCCUUACUACAGAGAAGGACAUUCUGGUAUCACUCAGGAAUCGAACGCUAUUUACCGGAUAUCGUCUUGGUCAAAACUGUUCCAUAUGACUCACUGCUAUCUCAAACACGCUCUGGAGUUCGAACAUAUCCUGUCUCUUGACCUGGAUGAAGUACCUGGAUUUCACGCGGAUCGACCGCCCAAUAUUUCAGAAGCCAUAUCCUCAAUGAAAGCUGCUCUGGGAAGUUCAGGAGCUCAGAAAAGUUUCCAAAUGAGAGACAGAAUAAUGAUUGUGUCCUCAGUGUGUACAAAACAUUUGAAGCUGGACACCUCCUGGCAAAACGGGACCGUCGAUGAACAUUUUGCUAUUCUCAAUGCCAGAUAUGCAUAUGCUAAGGCUUAUCAUCCCGGAAAACAAAUCAUCAACACAGAUGUAUGUGUAUUUUUGCAUCUGCACGGCUGUGAUAGUUACCUUCCGAUAUCGGAAAAAGAACAUUUCAAAGCUCAAUAUUCUUUCGACUCCAUAAAUAAACCAUUGGAUCUUCAAAUUGCUAACGAAAGCGGAAUUUAUCUGAAUCAUUACAGGACAUUAAAGUGUGAAAAGAGCAAUCUUGAAAGUUGUUGCCUGAAACAUGGAGAUGAAAUCCAGGACAAUUUUAAUCUGAAUAACAUUCGUCUGCUCAAAAAAAGGAUCAGAACUGUGGCAGCAGAAUUGAAUUUCACAACAACUUUGCGGUCGGACACACUUUGAACUUCAGAAACCAAUAGAAUCAGUGGUUAAGUUCAAAGUAAAUUUUUAUACAAACAACAUAGUAAUUAAUUUUUGUAACUUCGUGAAACGUCCUUUUCAUAGUUUUUUGCAAAAAUCUAACCUAUUUGAACUUCGUUUAAGCUCGUGGUUUCACAAACACAAUCAUAGUCAUUCAAGUCAGGAGAACAAAUUUUUGCCUGCCUGUUGGCCUGCCCGGGUCGAGAUUUGCGAUUCAUGUUUCGACCUAAGCUUUACUGCCUUAUGUUUUAAUAAUGCCUUUUUGCUUUAUGCCUUU